AUGUUUAUUCGCUCGUUUCUCCUAGUGGAUCCUUCCAAGAACAAUCUGAUCUCAGUUAAAGACGAAGAACCCAUUUCGUCUUUUUCCCUCACCGCCAGUGGAAGCGGUGACACUCAGCCCUCCGCCUCGGUGAACACAACUGCACUCGGUUCUGUCGUAACAGAAAUCAUCGCUAGAACCUAUUACAAGGGACUGCCUUCUAAUCCCCGAUUUAUUGCGACUACCAAGCCUGGACGACUCAAACUUCCCGAGGCCUAUCCAGUUUCGAAGGAGCUCAGAAUACUGGGCGACCAUCCGCUCGCCGCCUGUUGGGACAAGGUGGCCACUCUUCUUCGCAGCAGCAGCUUGAAUUCGUGGGGGGUUGACUGGACUAGUAUCGACGCAGUUCGUAUUCCUGAAGUCGGCGAGCCUUCUGGCCCUGCAAUUAUCUGGAUCGGUGUAACCCCAGGAACUAUCGACUUUGAGCAGGGCCACAUCUGGGCUGCUCAGUGUGGUCAAAUCAUCCACGACAGUGGCAUCGAGGACUGUCAUGUAGAAAUUCGAGGGUCGCGCGUCACGAGGCACAACGGGAUCAGACUCCUCGACCCUCUCCCCUACCACCGCAUCUUCACAGCUCGUGAGCCAUACACCCCCACACUCGGUAUCCCAAUCGCCCCAAGGGACAAUGAUUCGCAUGAAGGGACAGGUGGUUUUUUCCUUGGUGCCGGGGGAGAGAACAAGAAGAUUUAUCUAAUCACCGCACGUCACGUUGUCCUCCCUCCAACCGAAACGGAAAAUGUCGAAUACGCUCACAGUAAUCACGGUCAGCCACGCCAGGACUUUAUCAUUCUCGGCAAGUCCAAUUUCGAGAACAAAAUUAUGGCCGUAGAUAAUGAAAUCGACAUGCAAAACGAGAUUGCCUGUAAGGCCAAUAAUACACUAGACGAAACGGAGGGCAUGGACGAUGCAGAGUCCAACGAAACCCGGGAAUUCUACAAAUUACAACUGAAGGAGACCGAGAAGACUGUGAAGGCUCUAAAGACCUUGCGUGACGAGAUCACGACUCAGUGGCAGGAUAAAGAUGACCGCGUCAUUGGGCAUGUCGUCUGGGCACCCCAGUUGCCUUCUCCACGGAACCAGAUCAGUACACUCAAGAUUUCGCAGUCAUAG
Molecule: messenger RNA, 1149 nt
Organism: Serendipita indica DSM 11827
Lineage: Eukaryota; Fungi; Basidiomycota; Agaricomycetes; Sebacinales; Serendipitaceae
Source: the annotation of a GenBank genome assembly